Messenger RNA from Heterobilharzia americana, 432 nucleotides. NCBI's taxonomy places the organism in Eukaryota, Metazoa, Platyhelminthes, Trematoda, Strigeidida, Schistosomatidae. The record is from the annotation of a GenBank genome assembly.
AUGGAACGCGAAACGUUUGGUCUUGGAGAAUUUUUCGAAGCACCGCGAUGCUGCUUAGCACGUCGUGAACAAGAGGCAAAAGAACUGAGUGAACGAGAGGAGCGUGAACGAAAACGAAGGGCUGUACGAAAAGAAGAAGCAAUUAAAGCUAAUCUUGCCCCGGCAAAAGAAUCAAUUCCAGCCAACAUUCAUGUGAAUGGAUCAAGUGACGAUAAGGCGGAAAAACCAUCUGACUCUCAGACAGAGCUUGAGAGAGAGGACCUGCCUAAACCCAUUAAAGUUGGUUCAUCCCCCGAUGAUGAAGACGAUGAAGAGGACAAGGGAAAGCUAAGACCGAAUGAGGGAAAUGGUGCGGACUGCCAAAUUAUAGUUGGUACCAGACUCUGGGUGAGGUUGACAUUAAAGUUCCAACUCGGUUACUCAUCAGGUUAA